Paramisgurnus dabryanus is the source of this 565-nucleotide messenger RNA. RefSeq names its product pro-melanin-concentrating hormone, like (gene pmchl). Gene Ontology annotation, biological process: behavior; chemical synaptic transmission. The record is from RefSeq and is a predicted model, not a curated record. Lineage: Eukaryota; Metazoa; Chordata; Actinopteri; Cypriniformes; Cobitidae. Gene Ontology annotation, molecular function: type 1 melanin-concentrating hormone receptor binding; melanin-concentrating hormone activity.
GACAAGACAAGGGACAGCAGCUGAACCUCGACUGCAAAAGCUCCAUAUCGAGAAUGAAGAUCUCCUUCGCAACCAUCCUUAUAACUAUUGCACUUUUGUCCGAGUGCCACUUAACAUCCGUGGCGAUUCCCAUGACCAAAGCUGACGAGAUGGAUCCAGACCAGCAAAGCUUGAGCGAGAGCUUGGAGGAGAACGAUCUGAGGUCCGGACCGGGCAGCUCCAAGAUCAUUGUGGUGGCUGACUCCAAUCUUCUGAGAACCCUAAAGUCUCUGGACAGAGGAGUUCCUCGUCUCGGCCUCCUUGAGAACAUGCUUAGCACAGAGCGCAGAGACGUUGGUUCCGACUUGAGCCAAGGCAUCGCCAUCAUUAGAAGGGACACCAUGAGAUGCAUGGUGGGCCGAGUGUAUCGGCCAUGUUGGGAGGUUUGAGUUUCCUGGGAUGCUGAGGAGAAGAAAAAAAGCUGCUGACAUCAACCGAUUUACCUUCUUGUGCUUAGAGAGAAUACAAAUGUUCAUGCCUUUUAUUUGAACUGUAUGUCUUGCAAAUAAACGCUGAAAAGAUUACU